CUCGUUAAACGUGCGCGCGACCCUUCAACCGUUGCAGCUGCACGGCACGCCGCAGCUCGGCUUGAGGCGAAAGGUAGGAAGGAGGAGACCGGGAGGGGAGGGAAAUGGCGAACUGCCACCGGCGACGACGGUGCGCCUGUUGAGGAGCUACACGAGGACACACGCUCGCGUCCGGCCAGCCGUCAUGGACGACUCGGAGCCCGCAGAGGACGGCCUGCUCGCGGGUUUGCGCUGGAACCGGAGCGCGCGGGACCAAGCUCAGCUCAAGCACAAAAUCCGGGACCUGCCGGGACUACUAAAACACGGGCUGCACCUGCGGAAGAAAAGCCAAUCACCUGACACAAUCCCCGGACCAAGUGCUGGGCCGACGGUAAAUAAGUCAUGCUCCCAGAGUUUUCCCUGCGCUGGCCGUGCUGUGAGAAAUGGUUUCCUUUCCCAUGGACCAUACCCAGCUAAAGACAAGAUACACUUGGCCAGAAUCAUACGGCGCAGUUAUGUGGGCGUGGAGCUGGUGCAGUGGCUGUGUGAGCAAUGUGUGUACGUGCGUUGUCGGACCACCGCUGUGCGCGUCUGGCAGGUGCUGCUGGAGCUGGGCGUCCUCCUGUCCGUGGACCAGCGAGUCGUCUUCUCGGACUCCAACACUUACUACCAGUUCAGUUUUGAGGAGUGCGACUCGAGCUCCUGUGAGUUUCGUGCCAAUGAAGGGGAUUGGCCGGAGGCUGUUAGGCUCCUCCUACAACUUGCGCCCUACGUUCAGUUUCGCUCCGGAGACGGACCCAGCAGCCCGUCAGAAGAGGACUCUGAGGGAAACCGGGAUGUCUGCAGUGAGAUCCUCCAGAUGAGAGCACUCGAAAGGCUCACUUCUACAGUUCAAAAUGAGUUGGCUGCUGCUCUUGCCCGGAAGACGCGCAAAGCUUUAUCAGAGCAGGACUCUGACAUGCCGGAGACGAGCCAGCAGGACGUCCACUCACCGAGCGUGGAGUCCAGCCCGCUGGGCGGCGUGUGUGCUCUGCGAGGCGGCGGCGGCAACGGCGGCAACGGCGGCGGCUCUGUGUGCGGCCGUGAGGAGCUGACCAGCCGACUGGGCUUGGAGGCCGUUCAGCGUCUGGCCAAGGAUGGCUGCAGGCUUCUGCAGAACCACAACUACCGGUUACCUGACAGGAACCAAGCGGAGGUGGUCGGCCGGGUUUGUCUGAAGGAGCGAGGACGGGACGUUUUGGUGCUGCAAAGGGUGACAUCGUCACUGACGUCGCCAUCGGAACGGCCCUCGCCUACGUCGUCGGGGGGCGGGUCCAGAGAAGAAGACAAAAGAUAUGUGGUGGUGUCCGGAACGCCGCUGAAAAUCUUGGAGCAUCUGCUAAGUGACCUGCGAUUAGAUGACCAAAGAGGGACCCCUGAGAGCACCGAGAGCGAAAUGCUGUUGGAUGACUUCCUGUUAACCUACCUGGUCUUCAUGUCCACCUCUGACCUCUGUCAGGCUCUUCUGGGACACUAUAGCAGUGCACGCAGCAGGGGCCAGGAGGAGGGCAAGGAUACCCUCUUCAGGAAGCGCAAGGUUCUGCAGUUGGUGUCACACUGGAGCCGUCUCUACAAGGACUUCCUCAAGGAGGAGGAGCAUGUUCGGGGUUUCAUGAAGACUCUUUACAGGUGUGUCCUAGAAGAUCUGUACGAGUUCCCGACGCUUGAGAAAGACCUCAAAGAGUUCCAGAAGCUUCUGCGUCGUAGACACACAGUGGAUGACUGUCCACCAAACCAAAAGAGCAAACAAAUGCACCAGCAGUUGAGUUUGAAGGAAAACUGUUUGCAACUUCGCAGUCCACAAUGUGAGAUAAGAGAAGUUAUUUGCUGCGUUUACGUAAGCACCGAUUCCUACCUGAGCGUCCACACGCAUCCCUCGCUGGAGGCCCACGAGCUGCUAAGAAUCGUGAGACUGAAGAUGGACAGGUCAGAAGAGGACAUGGUGCUUGCUGUGGUCUCCCACACUGGAGAGCGCAGGAUGUUACAGCCCAGCGACUGUGUGUAUUCAGAGUCUCUGACCCCGCAGGGCAAGCUUGUCGUCUGUCGCAGAGAUCUGGCUGAGAUCUUGCCUUCUUUAACGGACAGCGCCGAGCUCAGUCGGAGGCCUGUACGCCUUUUGGGGAUCAACACGUGGGACGUGGCCGCGGCUCUCACACACCUGGACUGGACCCUCUUCAAGUCUAUCCACGAGCAAGAGCUGGUCUACUACACCCUGAGGCGCGUUCCCGGCGGGUGCCACACCGCCGCGCUCUCCGUCUUGCUGCAGCGCUGCAACGAGGUCCAGCAGUGGGUCAUGUCUGAAGUCCUCAUGUGCACGUCGCUCAACAAGAGAGUGCAGCUGCUCAAAAAGUUCAUUAAGAUCGCAGCUCAUUGCAAAGCUCAAAGGAAUUUGAACUCCGCUUUCGCCAUCAUCAUGGGCCUCAAUACGGCGGCCGUGAGUCGACUCAACCAAACCUGGGAGAAAUGUCCCGGGAAGUUCAAGAAGCUUUUCGCGGAGUUGGAGCUGAUCACAGAUCCGUCUCUUAACCACAAAGCCUACAGAGAAGCUUUUAAGAGAAUGAAACCUCCAAAGAUCCCUUUUAUGCCCCUACUCUUGAAAGAUAUCACCUUUAUCCACGAGGGCAAUAAGACCUUCCAUGACAACCUGGUGAACUUUGAGAAGUUGCAUAUGAUUGCAGACACCGUUCGAAUGAUUCGACACUGCCAAAGCGACCAAACAGGCAAUGAGGUGAUCGGCGUGGACAGCGCAGAGUUGAGGGCGAGCGUUCACUACCUGCACAUCAUUGACAAUCAGCAGACGCUCUUUGAGCUCUCCCACAAACUAGAACCGCGGGCUUAGUCCCCCCUUCACGGACACAGAGAAGUAGCACGGCACUGUUGCGAUAAGGCAAGCACUGAUAUGUGUGUGACAUUCAAGGACGCUGUACAGCAAACGUCACACACUCACACAUGCACAGUAACUAACCACCAGUAGAGGUGCCAAGUUGACCCACAAGAGAAGGAUGUAAUUACGCUGUACAGUAUCUAUUGGACUAAAUAUGACAUUUAUUUGUGAUGAGCAUUUGGUUAUUUAUGAGCCUGUCAACCAGGUGGAAUGUUUUUUUUUUUGUGCUGUUGCAUCAGUAGGUCAACGGCGACUCGAUGGCCUCGUCAUUUCAGUUACAAAAAAAAAAAAAAAAAAAGCCUAUUGAAGACUUUCAUGUGUUUGCGACCAUAAUUUGCGAUGUCACCUUCAUAUUUUAGGAUAUCGACAAGGUUACAUGUUUGUUCAGGAUCUUGUCACGGCUGCUAGUGUGUUUUGCGCAGAUGUUUAUUUUUGUCGUUUCUCGUGCAAGAGACAAGUCAGUGUUGAAGCAUUCAUCAAACAUACCUCCACAUUUUGACCUUUGGCCACUGAAACGUGUUAAACCGUUAACGCAGGGAGUGCCACUUUAAUAGCGUACAGGAAGACAUUUAAACGCACUGACUGACUUAAACCACAAGUUCUCCUAAAUGCGCGACAACUAUUGUUUGUGCAAUUAUGGGCUUUACUUGUUUCCAUGCAUGCGUCAUGCACUUUUCUCACCGAACUAGGUUCUACGUAUGAAUAGAUAGACUUGACAACAUCAUUACCUGCACAUAUGGACCUAUACAUCAUUUCUGUCAAAUGUCACACGGAGUCCCCUGUGGCACCAAAACACUACAAAAUCUAUUUUUCUCUUAAUUAGAUCAUUGUAUUCCUUUUGAAGCAAGUAUGACUCAUCUCGCAAUUCAACAAGCUUGAUUGAGAGGCCUCUCACCUCGCCUGAUAUUGCUAUGGAAACAACCUUAGCAAAUAACUUCUUUGUUAUCGUCGAGGUGCAGAUUGCUCCGUCAAAUAGGUUUACUCGGUUCAGAUUGACCCACAUAGGAUCAUUUUUGACACUGUUGCAAUUUCAGAGGGACCUGUUUUUGUUGUUCGUCAGCGCAACAUUUUAGAAAGUAGAUGCCUGAUAAGCAAUACGUUCAAUAAUUGUAUCAAAUGUUUUACUGCCUCUGCUAAUAAUGCUUGUUCCAACUCCACUGUCAAACUGGUUUAAAAAGAUGUUUAUCGCACAUCCAAUGUGGUUUUCUUCUUGUGUUGCCAAACUAGGUUACCAAAAGAUUUAAAAUUGGUGCAUUUCUACAGCAAUGCUUGAAUAAAUAAUUUGACUGUUGAUCAAAAUUGAACAAAUUAAUCCUGAUGGAGACUGAAUUUUUGAAACUGCUAUUACAGUCGGUAGAAGGUCUACACACGCCUAUUCAAAUGUUAAGUGCUCUUUAUUUUUGACAAUUGAGAUAAUGCAUUUGCGCAAGUGUGCACACCCUCUUAUGACCAGGUAUGUGGCUCGCUUGAGUAUUAACCAAUUACAAUUAAACCCAUGUUAAAUGAGUCGGCACGCAGCCAACACCAUUUAACAUGAUUUUGAAUGUGAAAUAUUUAUGUUUAUUAAUUAUAAAACUUUGUAUUUGAAGAGGGGGGUGUAGACUUUUUAUGCUGUGCAUUGGACCUCACUAGAUUGUAUUACUGUACCUGAAAUGUCUGAUUGAAAACAUAAAGCAUGUAUUAUCACCAAUAUGUAAAGAUAAUGUUUUGUAUGCGUUUUGGAUAUUUGUAUUUUCAUAGCAAGUCAAAUGGAUGUCAAACAAAUUUUAAUGCCAAAAACAAUUCGAAGACACUUUCCAAAGUUGAAAAAUAACCUGGAACAAGUUGUUAGGUCUUCUCAAGGAUACACUCAAAGGGUCGUGUUGCAAAUAUAAUUUUUGUUCACAUUCAACUGUAGAUAAAACCAUCCAGCAUUAUUUGGGACACAAUGACUUGGGAAGAUACCUUUAGCAUUCUUUGCUGUUGUGUUUCGCUGACUGUAAACUUAGAAAGAGCUUGCGGAGGUAGUUGAUGUAAUUCUUUACAAACACACACUCCACGUGAUGUGUUAAAAUGCAGUUACAUUGUGCUAUUAGUUAUUCCCUAAUACCCUGUUUAUUUAUGGAUUGCUAGUGUGGACAACUGUUAUGCUCAAAAGUUCAGUUCUGAAGGUCCAUAUACUAGUUUAGCCCUCCACCUUUGGCAUACUAGUAGGAGAGUACGAGUUAGGCAAUACUGUGCAACAGUUGACAAUUGCACACUCUUUAUAGUUGUGAAGUGUCCGUUCAUUAGAUUCUGUCAGUAAUAGUCACCUAGUUUUGUCUCACUCGUAACACGUUCUACUUUUAUGUCAAAUUUGUUCGACUAGUAAUGACGAUUACUAUGGACCUGGCAUUCUGAGAGGCGCUGAAACAUUUUAUUGUCGCCACCCGAGGACGCCAGAGGAGCUACACUAGAGAUGAUGGUCCUCUCCUGGAGGCAUUCAAUUCUGUGAAGGGAGAAGGAAGGUCUCCUCAGUGUGACAAUUCGUUUCCCUUAAAGCACCAUUGUUAGAAACCUGUUUGCAUGAUCCAAAAGAGUAAACACAAUCCAAGGGAGGGCAUGUUGAAGGCUUUGUACUUAUGUAAUAUGUGUAAAUUUAUGCCUAUGUACUUUUUAUUUAUUUGUUUCAAAUGGUCAGGCAAAAAAGAAAAGUGAACCACAAAGCAAUACAUUCAUGUACACCUGAUGUUCUGAAGCCACAUGUCUUUUCUAUAGAGGUGUUUUAAAAUGUGGACAUUUUAACUGAAAUUAAUAAAUUAUAGGUUUUAUGUGAAA
Messenger RNA from Syngnathus acus (greater pipefish), 5698 nucleotides. RefSeq names its product Rap guanine nucleotide exchange factor (GEF) 5a (gene rapgef5a). The record is from RefSeq and is a predicted model, not a curated record. Gene Ontology annotation, biological process: Ras protein signal transduction; positive regulation of GTPase activity. The coding region runs from base 185 to 2857 and encodes 890 amino acids. Gene Ontology annotation, molecular function: guanyl-nucleotide exchange factor activity. The transcript has 26 exons. Gene Ontology annotation, cellular component: plasma membrane. NCBI's taxonomy places the organism in Eukaryota, Metazoa, Chordata, Actinopteri, Syngnathiformes, Syngnathidae.